Messenger RNA from Caenorhabditis remanei, 366 nucleotides. RefSeq lists its product as uncharacterized. The record is from RefSeq and is a predicted model, not a curated record. Bases 1 to 366 code for a protein of 121 amino acids. The transcript has a single exon. Lineage: Eukaryota; Metazoa; Nematoda; Chromadorea; Rhabditida; Rhabditidae.
AUGUCCAUCUACUGGUCAGACUACAUAGAAUCCAGUUGUCGUCAAAAUGUAUCUUUCUUCGCUUCAUCAGAAUUCUUGAUGAUAGCCUAUCAUACCACUGCAAUCAUAACAAUCCCACUAUCCGUGUUCACUUUCUGCACAAUUAUUCGUGUGACUCCGAACAAAAUGAUAAAAAUGAAAGUACCCCUGUUGAUUGCUCUCGCUUGGAGUACGAACCUGGACUUGAUGCUCACAAUAAACAUCGCCCCAUUUAUGUUCUUCCCGAGUGCAGCUGGUGUUUCAAUGGGACUGUUAAAAUCAACAGGAAUUCCACCCAAAUGGUUGCCCUAUAUGGGUCAAGUGUCUGUGAUGAGUAAGUUCUGCUGA